AUGAGCCCCGCUGCCAGGCUCCCACCGCAGCCGCACAGCCCCCUGGGAGCAACCCGCUUCCGCCUCCCGAGCCCGGCUUCCGGCCGAGGUGGGGCGCCUGCGCUUCCCGGCGGGUGGAUUCUGCGCGCGCGCCCCCCCCAGGACUGGAGCCAGUUUCCUGGCCCCGACGUCUCCCCAUGCCUGUUCUUUCCGGUGGUGGGCUUGCUGCGCCCCGGUCCGUCAGAGGAGCCCCGGGCGGAGCAGUUUGUCCCACCUGAAGCCCUAACUCAGACCCCGGCAUCCCCAGCGGGCCACGUGCGCUCCGCGCCGCCGGUGCGCGCCCCGCCUUGGGGGAGGAGCCGGCCCGCUCCGGCCACUGUGUCAGAGCAGCAGCCAGCUCGUGUGCUCCGGCCGCCCAGGCUUCCUCUCCACCCCGGCUCGCUCCCGCCCUUUCCUCUUCCCUUUCAUUCCCAGGCUCUUCCCGCCGCCUCUCCCGGCUCGCCCGCCUUCGCAGUCGGCUUGGCGGCUCAAGCCGUGGGACCGGUGAGUGUCACCCCCAGCCCAGAUCCGAAGCGCUUUGCGACCCCGAAGGGGCAGGUUUGUCCAUGGAGCGCUGAGGAACAGGGGGCGUCUUCCUCUCCCUUUUCCCAUUUCCUUUUUGACCGUCUCUUAUCUCAGGAGAGGGCAGCCCAGCUCCUGGCCCCUGCCAAGAACAAGAACCUUCUAUGGUCACCCUCCACCUCUCCACCUUGUUGGCAGGAGGCGGCCCGAAGUAGGGGAAAGGUCUCAGCUGGUAGGCUGAGUCCCGGCUCCUGCCCCUCUCCUCGUCCUCCUAGGGACAGGGAAGGGGCGGCUGGUACCGGGAAGCGUCAAGGUAGCCGCGCCCUUGGCUAGGGUCACAUCCACCUUCCUGGGAAGGACGUACUCUCCCCGUGCCAGGUGCUUCCGGAGCGGCACCUUGUCCAGAGAGGAAGUCCUGGUUCCCGCCGUGAACCUGGGGAUGGCCCCCCUUGGGUUCCCAGGACCCUCACCCAGAUUUUCUCGUCUGCCCUCCCACUGCCCUCUAAGCCCAGGAGGAACCUGAGGCUGGGGAGGAGGAGCCUAGUGAUCAGGUUGCUUCUUGCCUUGGUGUUUCAUCUGUUCAUUACCAUCGCUGUUCUACCCACGGUGGUCACACCCUUUCCAGAAAUUCUAGGCAGGUAACCGCGAAAACUGGAGAGAGCAAGAGCUGGGAGAACUGGAGAAAACCGCCCUCAUCUGACUUGACUCUGGCUAUGAACGAACGCUGCAUCGUAAUAAACAACUUUUGCAAAGCUUCUUCUGAGGCUCUGGGGGUGACUCUUCUCAGAUUCCUCUGGAACUAAGCCCUUUGCUGGACCCAUGCUCCAGCCUGUGCCCCCAUGACCAGGUGGAUAGAACUCCUUGUGUCUAUGACCCAGAACCCUGGCUGACCACAUUGA
Messenger RNA from Panthera uncia (snow leopard), 1439 nucleotides. RefSeq lists its product as uncharacterized. The record is from RefSeq and is a predicted model, not a curated record. The coding region runs from base 1 to 873 and encodes 290 amino acids. NCBI's taxonomy places the organism in Eukaryota, Metazoa, Chordata, Mammalia, Carnivora, Felidae. The transcript has 3 exons.